Messenger RNA from Camelus dromedarius (Arabian camel), 2878 nucleotides. RefSeq names its product ALG6 alpha-1,3-glucosyltransferase (gene ALG6). The coding region runs from base 389 to 1912 and encodes 507 amino acids. The transcript has 16 exons. NCBI's taxonomy places the organism in Eukaryota, Metazoa, Chordata, Mammalia, Artiodactyla, Camelidae. Gene Ontology annotation, cellular component: endoplasmic reticulum membrane. The record is from RefSeq and is a predicted model, not a curated record. Gene Ontology annotation, biological process: protein N-linked glycosylation. Gene Ontology annotation, molecular function: dolichyl pyrophosphate Man9GlcNAc2 alpha-1,3-glucosyltransferase activity.
CGGAAGGGAGGCCGCUGGGGCCCUCCGCCGCGGGGGCGAGCGCGCAGGCGCCUUCCUGGGAUCCGCGGCGGCGCGAAUCUCCGCGUUCUGCGGGCGGCGGGUAAACAGGACUUUUAACCACCACUGAAAUCAGGAGACAACAUUCACGGCAUCUUCUCAGAAGACAUCCCUGGGGACUUCCAGUCACCAUCCCCUCUCCUCCCCAGAGGCUUCUUCAUUGACAUAAAAAUCAAUAUUUAACUGUUUGGAAACGAAGCAUCACUUAAAAUCCUGUCAAACUCCUAAUUCCAAAGAAUUGAUAACAUUUCUCUGAUCAAGAAAAGAAGUAACUGACUACGUGUUAAAAGUAUUCCGCAUAAGUCCCCCUCCCUAAAUUUGAAGAAGAAAUAUGGAGAAAUGGUACUUGAUGACAGCUGUGGUCUUAAUAGGACUAACAGUACGGUGGACAGUUUCUCUGAAUUCUUAUUCAGGUGCUGGAAAACCCCCUAUGUUUGGUGAUUAUGAAGCUCAGCGACACUGGCAAGAAAUUACUUUUAAUUUACCAAUCAAACAAUGGUAUUUUAACAGCAGUGAUAAUAAUUUACAGUAUUGGGGACUGGAUUACCCACCUCUUACAGCUUAUCAUAGUCUUUUGUGUGCAUAUGUGGCAGAGUUUAUAAAUCCAGACUGGAUUGCUCUCCAUACGUCACGUGGAUACGAGAGUCAGGCGCAUAAGCUCUUCAUGCGUACAACAGUGUUAAUUGCUGAUUUGCUGAUUUAUAUACCUGCAGUGGUUUUGUACUGUUGCUGUUUAAAAGAAAUCUCAAUUAAGAAAAGAAUUGCUAAAGUAUUAUGCAUAUUGCUGUAUCCAGGCCUUAUUCUUAUCGAUUAUGGACAUUUUCAAUAUAAUUCUGUGAGCCUUGGCUUUGCUUUGUGGGGUGUUCUUGGAGUAUGUUAUGACUGGGACCUGCUAGGGUCACUGGCAUUUUGCUUAGCUAUAAAUUAUAAACAGAUGGAACUUUACCACUCUUUGCCAUUUUUUUGCUUUUUGCUUGGCAAGUGUUCUAAAAAAGGCCUCAAAGGAAAGGGGUUUGUGUUGUUAAUUAAGCUAGCUUGUACUGUUGUGGCUGCCUUCCUUCUCUGCUGGCUGCCGUUCUUUACAGAAAGGGAACAAACCCUGCAAGUUCUAAGAAGACUCUUUCCAGUGGAUCGUGGAUUGUUUGAGGAUAAAGUAGCCAAUGUUUGGUGCAGCUUCAGUGUCUUUCUGAAGAUCAAGGAUAUUUUGCCACAUCACAUCCAGAUAAUAAUCAGCUUUUGCUUUACAUUUUUGAGCCUGCUUCCUGCAUGUAUCAAAUUAACACUUCACCCCUCUCCCAAAGGAUUCAAAUUUACUCUGGUUAGCUGUGCACUAUCAUUCUUUUUGUUUUCUUUCCAAGUACAUGAAAAGUCCAUUCUUUUGGUAUCACUACCAGUCUGCUUAGUUUUAAGUGAAAUUCCUUUUAUGUCUACUUGGUUUUUGCUUGUGUCAACAUUUAGUAUGCUGCCUCUUCUGUUGAAGGAUGAACUCCUAAUGCCCUCAGUGGUGACAAUGAUGGCAUUUUUUAUAGCUUGCGCAACUUCCUUUUCAAUAUUUGAAAAGACUUCUGAAGAAGAACUGCAACUGAAAUCGUUCUCCAUUUCUGUUAGGAAAUAUUUUCCAUGUUUUACAUUUCUUCCCAGAAUUAUACUACAUUUGUUCCUUUUCUCAGUAAUCACCAUGGUCCUUCUGACACUGAUGACUGUCACACUGGAUCCUCCUCAGAGACUACCGGACCUAUUUUCUGUAUUGGUGUGUUUUGUGUCCUGCUUAAACUUCCUGUUCUUCUGGGUGUACUUUAACAUUAUCAUCAUGUGGGAUUCCAAAAAUGGAAGAAAUCCGAAGAAAAUCAACUAGCUAUAUCCCACAAUGUGAAAUGUCCAUAGUGCUGCAAGGUCUUGUGAACUUUUUUGGUUGUGUAUAAAUGAAAUGAUCAUCUUGAGAAUCAUGGAAUUAUAGGAAAGGAAGUGGUGAAAAGUCACUGUCAUCUACACAAAAUAAAUGUAUAUGGGGACCAAAGCAAUGGAGGCUUUUAUUUUCUAACUACUGAGUGGCCAAGACAUAUUGUAGUUUUAUUAAUAUUCACAUGGGAAAAUAAGAGAAAAAUGUCCUUAAUACCAGUGUUUACUUAGGAAAUAUAUUCUAUAACUUGUUGUCUUGAAAAAAACCUGCAAAUACAAUGUGCUUAAUAGGAGAAUUUAGCUCUUCUUUUUGAAGGAAAUCACUGUUUUUGGUAUUCAGGUUUAGUUUCCCUUACAUUUUAGAAUGCAAAUAAUGUAUGUUUCAUUCUUUAUAAAUUAUAUCUCAGGGAUUAAACUUGUGAUAAUCUUUUAACUUACAAUGAGAAGGCAAUUUAAACAUGCUUAAAGUUUGAACAUGCCUUACUGCAAGUGCAAAUUUGAAUUUUUUUUUAAGAAGGCAGAGAGAUUAAAACUGUGUUCUUAUUUAUUUCCAAGAACUCUGAUUUACUUGAAUGCAAUUAAAUGAUGAAUUUUCCUGGAUUUAAAUCUAAGUGGUUUGAGUGAAGUCUUUUUAAUUACUCAUGAUCAUUAGUUCUAAACUUUCAGGAUCAUUCCGUUUAAGUUAAAUGGCCUUAUACAAGAGUUCAUCCUUCUGUUUUUUAAUUAGGACACGGUUCAGGGCUGCCAUAAGCAUUGAUCCAUAUCAUCUUCAUGUUAACUUAGCUCUGUUAAUACUGUAUCACUCUGUGUUAGAAGAAGCCCAUCUUUACUGUAGUAAAAAUAAUUUAUUAUAGCCAUGUUCUCAUGUAAAGAUGUGUCUUUAGUCUCUGUAAUAAAAAUAAAACAAUCAUUUUUCCAUUAA